Coprinopsis cinerea okayama7#130 is the source of this 1011-nucleotide messenger RNA. RefSeq lists its product as hypothetical. Bases 1 to 1011 code for a protein of 336 amino acids. The record is from RefSeq and is a predicted model, not a curated record. NCBI's taxonomy places the organism in Eukaryota, Fungi, Basidiomycota, Agaricomycetes, Agaricales, Psathyrellaceae. The transcript has 3 exons.
AUGCCAUCCCCUAGAAGACGAGGGUCUGAUGAAGUUUCGUUCAACAGCGACAAGAGCCUGGGCUCCACUCUCGUCAGCGACCGAAGUUGGUCAAAGGAGCUAGAAACGAGAUCGACGCGAAAGUCUUUGGACGUCUCCUCACAAAUUCGUACCUGCGAAACACCACAAGAAGCUCUCGAAAAUGCCAUCGGGCCAGACAACGUCCCUCACACGACUGAACUCGACACCAUCCCAUGCGCAGGAAUCCGGAUUCCGAACGGGCCCUUCACUGGUCUCUUAGCAUGGCGCUUCGUUGUUCGUCUGCAGGAUAAAGCGAAAGUUUCAACCCCUCACCUGACACCUGCGACGCCACGAACCCUCAGGCAACAUAUGCGACAGAGGAGCGAAGAUGCUCGUAGUUUGUUUUCUCUCCAACCACCGCCGAAGAUAGGACACGGUCAUACCCGUUCGAGAUCCCAGGUUGAAUUCACACCUCCAUUCUACAAAUCCGAGUUUUCUACAUCCACUUCGGCGUUGUCGACUCUGUCUACAGCGGCGCCCUCCAUUAUCAGCACGCGAUCCGAUUCCAUCCACUCCGCCACUAGAAAUCCCCAAUCCGGUUCAUCGCAUUCCCAGGCAGUCGUGACCAACAUGAUCCUCGACACCUCAUCCUCACACAACACGAUCUCGAGAGGCACAUUACUGGCACUGGGAGCUUCCGAUGCAUUCAUCGACCAAUUGGAGAAGUCUGAAACUUCGGUUUCGUUGUACCUUCAAGACGUGCAGAAGCCCAUCUCCUUCCGUUUGGCUGCUGAAGGUGAACCGGGGAGGUUAGGCGUCCAGUUUCUCGAGGAAGCAAGGGUCAAUAUUUGUAUUGGGGAAGGUGGGCGAGGUGGGAUCGUAUGGGCUGAUUCUGCACUCGAGACGAAGUUGUAUUUGAAGGAGGUGCCUAGGACGAUACCGCUUCCGAAAAUGAACAUCCAGAACAAGAUUCGGGGGCUGUUUAACUUGGCAGCUAGCCGGUUUACUUGA